This is a messenger RNA of Lachancea nothofagi CBS 11611, 927 nucleotides long. NCBI's taxonomy places the organism in Eukaryota, Fungi, Ascomycota, Saccharomycetes, Saccharomycetales, Saccharomycetaceae. The record is from the annotation of a GenBank genome assembly.
AUGGCUUUCUAUGUAGAUGCACAUUGCCAUGUCUCGACGAAAACUACGUCUAAAGGAGGACCCAUGGAAUUGCCCAGUCUUCCUGUUCAGCGAUGCUUGAUGUCCAACAAUGGCUAUGAUUGGGGCAGGAUAAAAGAGUUGAAAUUUUCUAAUUCCGGAAACAAGGUAGGCUUUGGAAUUCACCCUUGGUACAGUCAUAUGUAUUAUAUUGACGAUCAGACCAAUCGGCUUUCGAAGGAAACCCACUACAAGUCUGUCUUGCACAGUUCCAACGUUUAUGAUCUGAAUCGGGUGAUUGAACAGCUGCCCGAGCCCGUCAGUUUAACACGGUAUAUUGCAGAAGAAUUCGACAGGUCAACUUGCGACUGUAUAGGCGAAAUUGGGCUGGACAAAUUAUUUAGGUUGCCGGAAAAUGGAUUUUAUCAAGGCGACAAGUCGGCUCCCCUAGGUCGAGUUAAAGUAAAAAUAGAGCAUCAGGUAAAAGUUUUCGAGCAGAUGUGUCAAUUAGCAGUUGCCCAUUCACUGCCAGUGUCAGUUCAUUGCGUGAAGUGCCCCAGUUUGAUGUACGAGCUGUGCAUGAAGCUCUUAUCACCGCACAGGGAAAUCAACGUCUGUCUCCACUCUUUCACGGGGUCCUUGGAGACGCUAGCUGGGAUGUGGCUCAAAAAUUUUCCAAACGAACGCUUGUUUUUCAGUCUUUCGCGCUAUAUCAAUUUCAAGAACCAUGAAUCUGCGUCAAAACUAUUGCAAGUACUCCCAUUAGAAUGUAUAUUAACAGAGACUGAUUUCACUUGGGAUACCGUCAGCGGAGAGCUUAUUCUGCGAGAAUUGGAUUUUCUUCUCUCACAGAUAGCUCAUAACUAUGCAAUGGACUCUCCAGAGCAGGCAAAGCAAAUGGUAUUUAAAAACUUUCAGAGAUUCAUUUAG